Clunio marinus is the source of this 267-nucleotide messenger RNA. Lineage: Eukaryota; Metazoa; Arthropoda; Insecta; Diptera; Chironomidae. The record is from the annotation of a GenBank genome assembly.
AUGACAAUACAACUUCGAGCCUUUCAUGCUAUAGAUUUAGUUCUUUUUGUUCGAAAACUCCACUCUCGUGUUGAUAAUAUUCUCGCGGUUGAUUCGGCUAACCAAGCAAAUCUGUGUAGUUUUUCAGCUGCUAAAUAUUUCAGUUCCCGUCAAGCUCUUCAACUGAUUUGUUUUCUAAACUCACAUAGUUUGUUAAGCCAUGCAAAAAAUUGUUCCAUUCAUUAUCAAAACAAUGUUGUUAAAGCUUAUUUUAUACGCAUUAGUUGA